Messenger RNA from Pocillopora verrucosa, 14383 nucleotides. Lineage: Eukaryota; Metazoa; Cnidaria; Anthozoa; Scleractinia; Pocilloporidae. The record is from RefSeq and is a predicted model, not a curated record.
AUGACGUCACUAGCUCAAGCAGCCUCACAGCUUUUACAGCACCUUCUAACAGAGCACCAGUUAGUUAUCCAGAAGAGAAGUCAAAUACUCUGUGACCUUUUGAAACUCUUAGGCAAUAGUCUUGUGUUGGCAAAACAAGACUCUUCUGCUGCACAGAUUGACGGAAAGGAAGGCAAUACGCAUGAACAUAUUUUCAAACAAUCGUUUGAAAGUUUACGCGAAUCUUUGGAAACGCUACAUCGGGCUUCGGGAAGAUUGCACCACGCAUCGAAAAAGUACUGCCAAGAAGAAUUCCAGUUUUGGUCGAACCUUCUUUCGGUAAAGCUGGAUGAUGACGAAAUGCAACAAAGCCUGGAAAGCUGUGUGAAAGGAGUAUUUGAAAGUCGAAUUUGCGAGAUCGACUAUCAGCGUGUUAUGGAAUUAUAUUGCACCCUUGAUCUCGGCAUUUAUCAUCAAGAUGUUGGCGACUGCCUCAUGUCCACUGCAUUCAAGGCUAUAGACCGUUCUCGACAGGGCGACGUCAGGGAAGACCAAAUGGAAAAGUUGAGGUCCAGUCUGGAAUCAUCAAAGCUAACUGACCGGCAGGCAUCUGGGGUCGGCAAACUGUUUGGUCGUUUUCUUAUGAAGCAAUGGCCAAAGGGAAGCGACGGGGGAGAUCCUUCAAGGGAUGAGCUUUUGCGACAUUUGUUUUCUUGGAAACCGAUGGAAGAGUACUUUAAAUACUUUAACGGCCAACGUAAAGAUGGAGCCACUUUAUCUUCUGAAGGCUCAGUGCUUCUUCUGAAGGCGUCUUCACUUUUGGAAAGGGUCAGCAACGGCCUCAGGAAUGCUGAGAUUGAUGUGAAAACACUACGACUUGUUCAGAGAAAUCGACAAAAGUUCUUGAGGUUGAACUAUUUGCGAACCAGUUCCGAGGACAAUCAAUCCAGAACAGAUCCAAUGGAGGUAUUUCUUGAAAUGCGCUGUGAGGAGCUCAAAGCGUUUGAAAGCGAGAGGGAAGCAGUAUCAUCUUUCGUGGAGUUUUGUUCUGCUGUAAAGUCAGUUGAAGUUAACUUGGAUGAAAUCAAAGAAAAACUGAAGAACGACGUAACAUCUUGUCGUGUGCUUGAACUUUGCCACAAACGCGGAAUCAGUGAAGAGCCUCUGGUGAAAUAUUUUGAACUCACGCCAAGGAAUAAGAGAAUGACUCAGUAUCUUCAUCUACUCCGAUCCAGCUUUCUUUUCCGUACCAUUUGGAAUAAGUGCGAGAAAAAUGCGGCUUCCAUUUGUCGAGGUGAUCCUCGAUUAGCUGGAGUAAUGACAUUAGACACAGUGCACGAGCUUUUGUGGACCAAGUCCUUCGAAAGAUGGCAAACUUUGUGGGAUAGAGUAUAUAGCGGACAAAUUAGUCUGAGAGAAGUGGAUGAAAGAUUCGGCAAAUUUCGAAACGAGCCAGAGUAUUUCGAUACUGAAAUUGGAAUAGCACUGAAGCUCCUUCCCGACGAACAAGAUGUUGAAGCCGUCAUCAAUCGACGAGUUGGUCAGAUCAAACAGUACCAGAAGCUGAGAGGGUGCGAGGAAGCCGCCGCAGCUAUCUUGGAGUUUCAAGAAGCCAUGGAACUUGAAGGAGACUUUCAAGUGCUCGAUGACUUUUACGAUCAGAUGAGCGACGAAUUUCGCGGACGCCCUCUCUCAAGUAUUGGUGAUGAUGUUUUAGAAAUGGGAAAAGACCUUGAACAUGUAACGCCUGUAAUGAUCGAUUGCUUGAAAACUGUCGUUGCUUCCAAAGACUACAUCUACUGGCUUCGAAAGGAAGUGCAAGGAAGGGACGAGGUGAAAACUCUGGUGGACUUAGCGAUGAUGUCGGCUGGUGAGACUGACAUUGAGACCGAUCGUGUUUCCUGUGUGCACACCACUGCUCUUGGCUUUGCUCCCUUCAUUUUUGACCUGGACAAAGACACCAGCUUUGGGAAACUUAUCAGUGCAUGUGAAAGCGUGUGGAGGGAGAUCGAAAAAGACAAAUCUUUGCUCGAGAAGCUGAACAGCAUCAGCUGCCAUCUUGAUUGGCUUAAGGGCGUUAAGGAUGAGCAUGCCAUGUCUUCUCUCAAAUUGGCUCAAGCUAUCAACGAAAGAGGAGUAUACUCCAUUGGCCAUUUGCAGGACAGUGUGGAACCAGCUAGGCUCUAUUACAAGAAAAGUGUGGAUUCCGUUAUCAGUUUACUUUUACCUCUAACCGACCUAAGCGGUGAACGAAAGGAAUUCAGUUUAGAGAAACUUCAGGAGCUACAAAGUAAACUUGCUCUCAUUUCGGGAAAGGAAUCACAAGGGGGCCAAGAGGAUAUAAACAAGUUUGGAGAGUUGCUUCAAGGUGCUGUUCAACUUGGCCAGGCUUAUGUAAAUCUCUGUGAAACUGGAGAUGUUUCACACCUCGACUGGAACGAAGAAUACAAGUGUAAGAGCUCUAUGGGAAAAAGAAUCAUUGAUGAAAUCCAGUCAAAGUGCGUGGAAUUUGAACAACUUUGCUACGCGUGCAAAGAACACAUCAACGAGAUGCGGAUGAAAUACCCCGAGUUAAACUUUUUCACCAUACAGCAACUUUUAUUCUUACGCAAGGAACUCGCCAGCUUGAAACAAGGCUCGACAUUGGAAUCUCUUAAUCUCCAAGUUUACAGUCUUCUUGAAAAGGUUCUUCCAAGCCUUCACAGAAAAUUACUGCACGAAGCUCUUAUUGAGGCAGGUAUCUGGUCAACAGAUUUUGAUCUGGAUUUCUACAGCGGUCAAGAUGCUCGUAGCACAACAUCCCCGUCCAGCCAAGAUGACACCUUCAGAGACAACGAAGAGAUAAGUGAAAAGUACGAGAGCCUUUUUGAUAAUGUGGAGAGGCUAAAUCCCUCAGAGCCUGAACGCCUCGCUGUGGCAGCUCUUUACAACGAUAUGAAAGGUAACGUUGCCGAGCUUGUUCUUUGGUGUGUGCAAAACAAGGAUAAAAGCGACCUUAUAGAUGAACUCUACGAGAAAGCUUCAGAAGACCCCAAAUUCCGGGGCAUCAUAGGCGAGACUCCUGAUUCAGACGAAGAGUCAUCGCAAUCUUCUCAACAUUCUGAUGACCAGAUGAGUUUGCAAGAAGGUGAUGAUGAGUUUUCACAUUCGAGUCUACCUGAAGAAGCAAACUUCACGUUGGACGAAACAUUAGGGGGCACCUUUUUGACUUUGGACGAAAUUGGUGUAUUUCUAUCUUGCUUGGUUGCCGGAAAUGAGGACAGAGUUAUGGGGAGAGAAAUCCAAACUUACUUGAAAAGAGGACAGCCGAAUCUCAUGUUAGCAAAAAAAGAGAACAUCUUUUCCGCUGUUCUUGAACUUUAUAAGGAGGAUGGAAUGCAUAGUUUGCCAAAUAGCGACGAAGUCCUCGUUUGCACAUCUGAAACGACAUCUGAGGAGGUGGAGUUGCUAUUUCGUCGAGCCCUGGCAAGCAAUGGAAACAAACUAUACUGUUUAGUCAAUGGUGACCUGUUAGACUAUGACGUCAGUCAGAAGGUGGUAGACUGUUUACACACAUUGCUGCACGAUUAUUCCUACCCGGAAAGCUUGGCCCUUGUUGUUCUAUGCAGUAGCGAAAAUGAAGAACGAGCUCAUAUCAUCACUUGUUUGGAACAGUACAAAGUAUUAAUGCCGAGGUAUCCUCGACCAGACGAGCUGCGGCGAUUCCUCGCAAAGCAGUUUACAGUACCAGGGCAGAGGCCUGGUGUGUAUCGUGAGAAACACGUGAUCUGGAGUCCAGCUGCCGAAGUUAGUCGAGCGGAGAACUUAAAUGUUCUCGUGGUAUCCUCUGAACACCCUGGAGUAGGAAAAAGUUUGGUCGUUCGUAGGUUGGCCGAAGAAUUGGAAAUGCUUCCCAACAAUCAGCUUGUGGUGGAAGUAAUGCUACAGGAGGGUGAAGAAACACCUCGUUUGUGUGUAACAAUUCCUUUCCAUGAUAAACAUGCGCAUGUUGCAGAUGCUGUUGGUUUCUUUCUUCCUCAUGCUCUACAUUCGGAUAUACCUUUGUCAAGGAUUUUUCAUCUUGAUCGUUCCUGUGUGGUUACUCCAGAGUUCGAAACGUUGCUGUUUAAUUUACUGAUCCUGGGUGAACUGACUGAUGAUUGUGGACGCGUUUGGAGAAGGAAUUCACAUGACUUGUAUAUCCUGGAAAUCACCAGCCCUACUUUAAUGGAGUCAUCUGAAGCAUGCAAGUUUGAUCAGCUCCUCCCACAAAUAAGAUGUCGUCUUCCGACAGACACUCUGUUCUCCUUGAGAAGAAAAAGCGCAGCAAAAGAAACUAAUAGCCCAUCGUUUGAUGAGGGAGAAUUAGAGAGCGACGAAGUUCAGCGCGUGUGGCAGUAUCUUCAGCUGAUCAAGGAGAAACCUGAACUCAUCCAGGAGUUCUACUAUGACCGGAACUCUAAACGCACGAGUCCAGCCGAAUGUCUUAAAACAUUAAUCAGGAACUGUGGAGUCACGAACCCGUCAUGGUCUGAACUUCGAUAUUUUGUGAACUUUUUGAACUACCAGCUCAGAGACUGCGAGGAAAGCACGUUCUGUAACACCUCAUUGGUAGAGGAUACCUUGGAAGGAUUCCGGAACUUUGUGGUUAAUUUUAUGAUAAUAAUGUCAAAGGAUUUCUCGAUGCGAUCUUUAACAGACAUAGACACUAGUCAGACUCACGGGACAUCGGCCGGUUCAGAGGAAGAGCACGACAUUGUUCCCUUCCGGCUUCGGAGACGUUGGGAGAAGAGGCCUCAUCCAUAUAUCUUUUUUAACCCGGAUCAUGUUACCAUGACUUUCCUCGGAUUCCGUGUUGAUCAAGAGGGAAAUCUUCUGGAUCCGCAGACUCAACAAAUCAUUCAAGAAGGGAUCAUGACAAGACGUCUUCGCACGGGACUGAGUGUACAGAAAGUGGAUUUGGACAACAGCUUUGAGUCCUAUUCAAAGUUUCAAAAAAUCGAGCUGCUGUGUGCUGUCAUGGGUAUCAACUUUGUACAUGAUCCUGAUGACUCUUAUGAGCUGACGGGGGAUAAUGUUAAGAAAAUUCUUGCCAUCUAUAUGAGGUUCAGAUGUAACAUUCCAGUCAUAAUCAUGGGUGAGACAGGAUGUGGAAAAACGAAACUUAUUCGAUAUUUGUGCGGACUGCAAACAGAGGGAGUAAGACAAAGAAACAUGCUGUUAAUGAAGAUUCAUGGCGGUACCACUUACAAAGACAUAGAAAGAAAUGUCCUUCAAGCCGAGGCAAUGGCUAUUAGUAACAAACAUGAAGGCAAAAAUAUCGACACCGUUUUGUUUUUUGAUGAGGCAAAUACCACCGAAGCUUUGGGGAUGAUUAAAGAGAUUAUGGUGGACCGAAGAUGUAAUGGUCGGCCCCUGAGUGAGAGUCUGAAAUUCAUCGUGGCUUGCAAUCCAUAUCGAAAGCACACGGACGAAAUGAUACAGAAACUAGAAUCUGCAGGAUUGGGCUAUCAUGUAACAGCUGAAGAAACUGCUGAACGCCUCGGUAAAAUCCCAUUGCGUCAUCUUGUUUAUCGUGUCCAUGCAAUACCAGAGAGCAUGCGUAGUCUAGUCUGGGAUUUUGGACAGUUGAAUCCGGAAGUAGAAGAGCUUUACACCCAACAGAUUGUGAGGAGAUAUGUUGAUCAAGGUCGUCUACCAGGCGAUGAAAACUUAGUCAGUGCCAUAGCAAGUGUUUUAGCAGCUUCCCAGAGAUUCAUGAGAGAGAAAAAGGAUGAAUGCAGCUUUGUUAGCUUACGUGAUGUCAAAAGGGCCAUGGAGGUCAUGCUGUGGUUUCACGAACACUUCCAUCACUUUUCUUCUUUGAUGCAAGAGAAGGAAAGUGACAAUGAAGACGAUGGCGAGAAUGAAGGCGAAACCAGCUUUCAUGUGAUGCAACCCAAUCUGAAAGAAGUACCAUUUGCUUCUGUUGACGAGAUAUCCGUACUGAAAGACGAAGAACAUGCAGGUUUCAAAGUGGAAAGGCGAAAGCUUAUCGAUCACUCGGGCAGGUUUAAUCCUCUCAAAGAAGAAGUUAAAGAAACAGACGAGCGACCAAUCUUGCUCGAGUCCGUGUCUAAGCAGAUCCCCUGUGCUGCUCCCAGAAAAACACGGUUUAUUCUUCCAGAAGAAACCAAAGAUUUACCAAAGCCUCCACAUGUGGUUCCUCUAUUCGAUCUUCCAGUUCCGAAGUUCGACUUUGAAGACUCUUAUGAAGGACCGCUCCCAGAAGAAAACGGAGAUGUCAGCGACAGGAUUGACCCAGUAUCCUGGUCUUUAAUCCUUGCUCUUGGCGUUUGUUACCAAGCACGGUUAACAGAUAGGAAGGAAUACCGUGAGGCAGUAGCAAAAUCAUUCAGACCACCGUGCAGGCUUCCUGGUGGAGCCGAAAGAAUUGAAAGAGAAAUUUCUCGAUGUCAAGAAACUCUGAUGGGGGAGUUAGAACUUGGACCCAACAUUGCCCGCAACGAAGCCCUUAGUGAAAAUGUGUUUAUGAUGGUGGUGUGCAUUGAGCUCCGGAUCCCAUUAUUUGUCGUUGGAAAACCGGGAAGCUCAAAAUCCCUGGCUAAGACAGUCGUCGCUGAUAACAUGCAAGGAGCAAGAUCCAGGUCUGACCUUUUCAAAAAGUUUAAGCAGAUUCAGUUGGUUUCGUACCAGUGUAGCCCCCAGUCCACCCCUGAGGGUAUACUCGCAACAUUUAAACAGUGCAGUGAACUUCAGGAAAGUAAGAACGAACAGGUAUCUUCAGACACUUUUGCUUCUGUGGUAGUGCUGGAUGAGAUCGGAUUAGCAGAAGACUCGCCAAAAAUGCCCUUGAAAACUCUACAUCCCCUGCUGGAAGAUGAUGACCAAAACGACGAGUUUGUGAUCCAGUCUGGAAAGAGUUUUACAAGAGUCGCCUUCAUUGGCUUGUCCAACUGGGCGCUGGACCCAGCCAAGAUGAACCGUGGGAUAAUGCUUUGCCGUAAUGAACCUGAUGGUGACGAACUGGAGGCGACCGCCAGGGGUAUUUGUGGAAGUAAUGAGGACAUAUUGAUACAUAUAGAACACCUUAUAUCCCCGUUGGUCCGUGGCUACAAAGACCUUUACACCAAACAAAAAACAUCGAAGAAACUGAUAGAGGGAAAGAAAGAUGAAUUUUUUGGACUGCGAGAUUUCUACAGUCUCAUUAAAAUGAUCGUCUGCAUCGCAAAAGAGCAGCAACGCCGACCAAACUGGGAAGAGCUCGAACAGACUAUUAAGAGAAACUUCAGUGGCCUUCUGGAGGAGGAUUUUAACCCUGUGAGAAUUCUUAUGGAUCAUAUUGGUUUUCCUGAGGAAUAUUUUCAGGAUGAAGAACGUACAGAAGUUGACUCUCUAGAUCUUAUAAGGGCAAGCCUGAAUCGGGAAAGCGUAAUGGGAGAUGGACGGUAUCUGCUCAUCAUGACUGAGAACUUUGCAGCUUUGCCAAGAAUAAAACAGCUUUUGUUGGAACAGUACGAGGAAGAACCAUACGUUAUAUUCGGUAGUGGUUUCCCUAAAGACCAGCUAUUCACACAGGUUUGCCGAAACAUCAACCGUGUUAAGAUGUGUAUGGAGACAGGCAGAACAGUAAUUUUGCUCAAUCUUGAAAACCUGUAUGAAAGCCUCUACGACGCCUUGAAUCAGUAUUACGUCUCUUUUGGAGGAGAGAAAUAUGUCGAUCUUGGGCUAGGGAAUAACCGAGUCAAAUGCCGCGUUCACCGAAAUUUCAGGCUUAUUGUCAUUGCUGAAAAGGACGUGGUUUACAACAAGUUUCCCAUCCCUCUGAUCAACCGCUUGGAGAAACACUUCCUUGUUAUGUCAUCUGGCCUCACCAAGCUUCAGGAGGAACUGACCAGGGAAUUGGAAGAUUGGGUUGAGGAUUUUGCGUCUAUAUUGCAUCGGACCCACGAGAAACAGAGAACAUUCACUAAAGGAGAUGCUUUUAUUGGUUACCACGGGGACACUGUCCCGGCCGUAGUUUUGCAAGUUUGUGCUGAGCUUCAUUACGACGGAACCUCCCCGACAGAUCAAGAUAAGGAGUCUUGGAUGGAAGAAGUGCUUUGCAUAUGUAAGGAGCGUUUGCUGCAGUGUGCGACUCCCGACUCUGUUACUCGUCUCCGUUUCUCACGUCUUAGCCAAGACGCAAACGAAUUAUGGACGACGUACUUCCGUAAGCAAGAACACUCGAGCCUGGCCAGCUUUUUAGAAAAAGAAGUCGGGCCUACUAACUUUGGUGCUGAUGGAAUGUCUAAAGCGUCAUUUCGUGCCCAAAUUUCGACACACUCUCGUCUUCUGACAGACCGCGACAUUCCUGCAAUUGCCAAUGCUGUUAACGUGCAUCCAAGUUCAGUAAAGUGUGUCUCACUGCAGAAGUUCCAAACUGAACAGCAAUUCUGCAACAGUAUAGGGAGAGACUUCUGGGCCAAGCUCGGAGGAAGGAAGAGCCUGUUAAUAGUUCAAUGCGAUUCCACUGACCAAAACGUGAAUUUAGUAGCAUGCUCUCGUCAUUUGCUCAUAGAAGAGUUUCGGGAAAUGGAGAAAGAAUUGGGGGAAGUGGACAAAGAUUCGGAGGAGGAUUUUACAAGUUGCAGUCACGUCCUAAUGAUUGUGCAGCUGCCUAGAGUAGCAGGGGGCUAUAGAGAGUUCGUUGGUGUGCAAGGUGAAGAAUGGUUGUCUGUCCACAUCGACGAGUUAUGCCCUCCAAGUGAGGAAAUACCACCGAUUGAAGCACUUCUAGACCGUUCAGUUAGUGAAAUUUUCGAGGGUGCCCUUAACGAUACAGAGAAGACAGAAAAUCAUCUGACUAUCCGCCAAGUUCUAACAAGUUGCGUGCAGAUGGCGGCCAGCAAGAUUGAGGAUGAUGAAUCGACGCUUAAAAGAGCAACCAAAAGGAUUGAAUUGCUGCUUUACCUACUUUCGUGUGGAACGAGCACUGGGAAUAAGGAUGACAACCGUUUUGAGGUGGUGGUCGCAAAACGACUAUGUGAACUACUAAAAGUAAGAGACCAGCGAGCACCAAAAGAGGGAAAGGAGUGGCUCGAGGACGAGGCUAAAUCGUGCACUGUGAAGGAAACUGGAACAUUCAAAAAAGCACUUUGGCGCCGUUUCCAGUCUGUUGUGGCUCCUAUUCUGGCUGAAGUCAUCGCAUAUAUCGAUCGAGACGAAAACCUUGAACUCGCUGCCAGUGAACACCCUUGGGUAUCACGUCUCUGGUUGAACAUGCUUGAAAACGACUCCUUCACUGAUCUCAAUUAUGGAAUGUUUAUGUCUCGAGAGGAAGAUGUGGAGAGAGUCCGGAGUAGAGUUCCAGUUUUAAAAUCAGGUUAUCGAUCGCAUGUCUUUCCAUGCAAGUUUCCAUUUUCUUGGCUCCUCAAAAGGCACAUAGAUGAGAUGUAUCGAGAGGCCAGAAGUAUUGCAGAAAAUUCUCACGAAACCCUCAUUGAAUGCUUGCGGAGGUUGUUGGACGCUUCAAGCGUGAGGCAGAUUGUUUCCGAGGCCAUCUCAGAAGGCGGCGAAAACUCAGUGGCUCGUUAUUUGCAUGACUUUACUCAGAUGGUGUACAAACCUCAAGAUGACGCCGAGACUGAGAUUGUUCAAAGAGCGAUUACAGCCGCUGCAAAAGAGUUUCAUAUCCCGAAACGUUCACCAGAUGAUAGGUUUGCCAUGGAUUUUGCACUGGUUCAUGUGGCACAUUCUCGUAUUCAGCAGCGACUCAACUGCUUAUCCCAGUUUCUUCGAGCCAAGCCUGACCUUGCAGAGAACCUUGCAAACAGUUUUUCAUGGGAUGAAAACGAAAUGACUGUUGACGCUAUUGCUCUACAAAUGUGCUUGGAGCGUAUGGAACCCCAUGCAGAGGAACUAAAGACCACCUCACAAAGACAGGCCUGGUGUGACUCAGUUUUGUCUGUGAAAAUCCCAGUGGAAGAAAUGAUCGGCAAGAGGAAAACCGAAGACAAGACACGCUUUGGAGAAAAGACUGAGUCCAUGCUGAGACAGUGCAGAUCCAUGUGGCAACGCCUUAGUGCCGUCAGACUACUUAUCGAGCACGUGUAUCCAUCCCAAGAUUCAACAGAUUCUAGAGAUUUGCGGAACAUUUUGAAACUUUGGAAGGCCCUUGGUGAAGAAACAGAUUUUACAAAGGCAGAUUCCCUCAACAUUAUUGAGCGUUUUUUAUUAAACUGCACGGAGGAUUCACUUCCGGUACUUCAAGAAAAUGAAGACCUUGAAAUACAGGCCAAAUUUAUCCACCGUUGCAACACAUUCUUCAUGGAGAUUGUGUCACUGUUUUGCUUUGGAGAUGGCGUGCGUAAGUUGGAUCCAGACGUAUUUGAAAUGCUCAUGAGAUAUGUAACAGGAGCACAUUUUGCUGGUGCAACGAGAGAAUUUUCACCCUUUCCUGAAUUUGGAGGAGACAGCAUUCCGGUUGUGAGAUCCUUCCUCUUGCAACAGCUUAUCAAUUCAAGUGAUGAAGAAGCCAAGAAACACCUACAUCGCUUCCUCUUUGAGGCUCAAGGCCUUUCUUCAGAAGUGCUUCAUAUCCUGAAUGUUUGUCUACUUGCUGUGCAGUGUAUGGAGAACUCCUCCGCCAGUGCGUUAGCUAUGUUUGCUAACCUCGAUCUUCCACUGCAAAUUGGUAGCGUUAACAAGAUUUGUCAAGAUGCACUAAGCAUCUUACAGGAAGACUUCACAAGUUUUGAUGAAAUGCAGGUGGAUUCUUUGGAAGCGGUAGCUAAAGCGCGCUGUAGUUUAGGAAUGGCGGCCCACUACCUGUACAUGAGCUGUGUUAACGAGGACGAAAAGUGGCUCCAAAUGGAAACGCAAACUGCAAUGGAAUUCUUAUUCGACACUGUUAAGGCACUUUGCUCAUUGGCUCAGACAGGUUCCAAAUCUCCGGCUCUCUUUCUACUUAAACAGCUGGUUAAACGUUACGGAGGACAUGCCAUUGUUACUUUGUCUCAAAAGCCAGAACUUUCGUGGAUCGUUCCCGUCGAAUUCAGAGGAAACGAGGACGCUGAGAUGAAUUUGGAUCGGUUUCUCGUGUAUGGAGAGUUAUAUCAAGAAUUAAGAGACUCGAUAGCCAGAGCGAUGUUAAGCAAUGACACAGAUGAACUAGUGGCGUCACUAGAGAGGUUAGGCGAAGUCCCGAUUCAGCACGCUAAGGAUAUCGUUCUACUCCUGGCUUUGUAUCGAGAGAUAACAGUGCCAAAAGGAAUAUGGGCCCAAAACGUACAGUUUCAGCCUGGGAAAUGUGCUGCGAUAACAGAUGUUAUCCUGACAAGGAUCAGAUUUCUUUCUCUCACUGCGCGACACUUGGUCACGGGUCUUUUGAGGAAUCCUCAGGACUUAGGAUUUCCAUUACCCACCGUCCAUGAGACCUGUAGUGAAGCAGAGAAGGCUUUGCCCGAUAUCUUGUUUCACGUGACUUCUGUACUUCGAUGUAUAGACUUUGAUGAAUUACUGAACCCUCUGAGGGAGAUUUUCCUCGCUCCACGUCAAAUGCUGGACUCUUUUCUUCCAACAAUGCCAGAAGACAGUUUUCAAGAGACUGUUUCUGCCAUGACGGAGGGAGGCAAAUGGUAUCAAUGUCCAAAUGGUCAUCGUUACUAUAUUGGUGACUGCGGAAGACCAGACCAGGAGAGUCUAUGCCCUACUUGCGAGUCGCCAAUUGGGGGCCUUAAACAUGAACUGGUUGCUAACAACAGGGAGGCAUGCAGGAUCGACCGUUCCAACAAAGGGCACAUUUUGGGAGCACCCAAACGUUUUACAGUCAAUGAAAGGGAUCUUUCUCCUGCUAUGGUAAGCCUUCUAAGGAUCAUUCUCCACUCAGCCAUGUUAACCGGAGCCCAAGAACAUCCUGAGGCCAUUUGUCAGCUUAUAAGUGAGCCAGACGUCGAGCCAGAAAAUGUCACUGGCUUUCUCUGGGACCAUCUUGUCAAUGAUGUGGAGAAUGUAUCGACCAGCCUGGAAAGAAACGUCGAUGAAGUGUUGCUGAUAGUUCAUCACCUUUUAGCUGCGAUUGUGGACCGUUCAACUAAUAGGGAAACCAAUGGUGCUGAAAAGUGGUCAACCAAAGUAGAGAGAAGACAAUGGGAGAACCUGUUUUCAGCUGUAUUUGCAAGACCUCUCUUCACGAACCUAGACGAACAGCUCCAAAAGUUCUAUACUCUGUCUGUAAACGACAGAAGACUAGGGAACGAUCCACUCAUGCGAGAGAUUUACGAGGUGGACGACCUUUCGCUUCCACGCACAGCAGCAGACAUCCAUCCUGGACACGCGGCCUUUUGGAAAUAUAGAACACGUUUGACUGUUGAACACGUGAUUCGUCAGUUUGAAGACAUCAAGUCAAACAUGGCCUCAUGUAAAGUCCUAGGAAAGUUCCUGGUAGAGGAACACAGACUUCGAGCAGUUCGUCACCUGCCGGACAUACUGGCUUUGCUGAGAAUGCUAACUGACCGCUUUCAUCGACGAAUCGACAGAGAAAAUUCCAAUCAGCUCAAGAUACGGGAGGUUUUGCAAAAGUUGCCUAAAGACCAGAAGGAAACCUUCAAAAAGCUAUUCCAAAGUUUUUGCACGGCUUGGGAUCAGGUUCGCCACCAGCUGAAUUCACAAGGUCGUUUCACGCCUUCUCAAGAACAAUGCUCCAAGCCAAUUGAAAUGACAUCCACCGUGUCAGUGUUACUCCCGACAGAGAUUGGCUCAGGAGUUUGUUGCAAAGCUUUGCUGUUCUACUUGGUCAAUGCAAAUAAUGAUAUGGUUGAAGCAUAUCAUGGUGCUGUUGGCUCUGACGAAAGCACGCGUACCACCGCUGAGAUUCCUCUUUCGGAGGUUUCGGUGUCGCAAUUGGUAGCAUAUGAUUCUGAAAAGGACUUGCUACCUGUGAUGCUAGCCAACUGCUCCUACUCACUAGAGGUGGGAAAGGAAACAUCAUCGCAGUACAACUGGGAAGCCCUCCAGAAGCAGAUAAUUGAUAGGUUCAUACGGGGAAGGCCAACAGUGGAAUUUCAGCUGGAUGAUUUCGUGUUUCAUGAAGAUGACCGCGACGUGUCCUUCGACAGGUUGAGGGACAAAAUUCCACAGGAGCCAAUUGAAAGUCGUAUCCGUACCCAGAUUCUCUCGGAAUUGAAGGACCUUGGGAACAUAAGUGAUUUGCUCUCAACCCUGGAAAUGGCAAUUGGUUUCCUGUCUACAGCAGGUGGAGAUCCAGAGAGAAAAAUCUUUGAUUAUCUCAAGAAUGUUCUUCAUCUCAGUGAUGGAAAGUCGAACUUAAAGAGUAAAAAGGCUCAACAGUCUUGCUGUCUGGGUCACAUUUUGGAUCUGUGGUCCACACUGGCCGUGGCGCGAGCAAAAUUCUUGUUUAGGAAUGAACAGGAUCCAUUUGAGAAGAUACCAGAAAUUUAUAAACAACAGAUGCCGCGAUUUGCAGUCACACACUUCAGUGCAACAUUGAAAAAAAUGAAUGUUGAUUUGUUUUUGAGUAGAGUUGUCGAGGUUAUCACUUUAGUGCUGGCUCAUGAAGAAGACACAAGAAGUAAAUUGAGCCUCAGUGAGUACUUAUCAAUGGUUUUUGACGAUAGCUCCGACCUGGAAGAGAUUCCUAAUGAAGUAUGUGUAAUGCACGUGGUUCAUGCGUUCAAGCUCGCGGUAGAAGUGCGUGAGAAAGAUCAAGGAAGCAGAAGGUCCAUGUUGUCCUAGGGCGUUAAUUAUAUAAUAUGGGGAGUUCGAGAACCUUUCAAACUGUCGUUCAUUGGCCAGCUGAACUUCCAGCAAUUACGUUUCCAUGCCUUAUUAUACUUUCAAGUACUUUCCAAACUAUUUCCCAUGAUUUAUAUUCUUUUCAUAAAUUUUUCAUUUGACAUUCUGCAUGAGCUCAAAUAUACUUCUGAGAUAAGACACUUUCCAGAUUAGAAUAUAAGAAAAAUCAAUUUACAUAUUAACAGAAAAAUUAUGAGCAUGAAAGGAUAACAUGUCGUUAUAAAAUAAGGUCGUAAACUAAAGGCAGCUCAUAAAUAAAACUUUUUGCCAUUUUAAAUAGCACGAUAAUGCACAUGAAUUUACCAAAAAGUUUGGCUAGUAAUAGUUAGCGAUGACUUCUGCCUCGUACACAUCAACGAUGCCUCAGGAUCACGUUAGAUGAUUACAUGAUACCACAGAUAGUGCAACCCAAGAAAUAUCUAAGAAUAGUACCUUUACAAAUAAAUUUUAAGGCUUUAAACGUUCAUAACGUUUUUUUCUUUAAAGAAUUCUUCUCCUGACGUUUUUUUUUUACUGAGUCAUAUCGCAAUAGCCACUGACUUUAAAACACGUCUGCCUCUAUCUGUGAAAGGUAGAAAAAAAUGGAAAACAGCAGUUAUGGAAAGAAAAUAUUUUACGAAACUCAGAGAUA